Molecule: messenger RNA, 2391 nt
Organism: Paraglomus brasilianum
Lineage: Eukaryota; Fungi; Glomeromycota; Glomeromycetes; Paraglomerales; Paraglomeraceae
Source: the annotation of a GenBank genome assembly
AUGAAGAUUUCGUUCAGUCCCUUGUUCUUUGCCAUGAAUAGAUUGACCGUAUCUAAAAAUGUCCGCCAUGUGAGCAUGAUGAGCGAUAGUCGAAUAGGAAAUGCUUUUGCUACUGCACGCCGCAACAGAAAGUCUCGCCCUGAACGUCGACGUUCUAAUCGCAUGGCAAGGUUACGCUCUCCAAUUGAUGAAAAGGUAAACACUAGAUAUCUCGAAGGAGAGCUACAUCCAUACGUUAUUAAAUUAAAGGCUGCUAUUUACAGUGGUCCAGGGAAGCAUGCGGAUGUCCUAUGGAAUUUAUAUCAAAAUAUUAAGAGCGUUGAAGGAUUGCUUCAAAAGACUAACGUUGGACACUUGGAUACGCUGGCAAAAAUACUUGAGCGCGUUAGCAAAAAGAAAGCAAUAUGUUUAUUGGAAGACCUGCUUGACUCGGACGUUCGACUGAUGCAAUCAAGCUAUUCGUUGUUAAUUCAAUUAUACUGCGAGGAGAAUGAUUAUGAGAAGGCUAUUCACGUUUCAGAGCUGCUAAAAAAGAGAGACUACAUUCCAUCAGACAAAGAUUAUAAUGUCUUGAUAAGAUUGCUUGCAACUAAUGGUGACAUCCAGGGUGCGGUGAACCAUUUAAUCGAAAUGCGAACAAGAGGCCGACGUGCGGACAUUUAUGCAUAUGGAGCGUUGAUAAAUAAUCUUCUCUCGCAGAAACUCUACAGAGAGACUGCUCAACUGUGUUUGAGUAUUAUUAACGAGGGGUUGAUGUCUAAUCAAUUAUCAUUAACAAACAGUUUUACUAACAAGUUGGCUAAUUUUGAUGCACCAUAUUCGCGUGUUGUAGAAAAUGUGUCCAGUUUCUUAAUAUGGAUUUAUCUCGAGGAAUCCAGAGUGGAUUUGGCAACCAAAGUCUAUUUCACUCACUUGUCUGGAUCUUCGUCACCAGUGGUUCAUGCAUUGUUGCAAAGUCUGGUUGAUGCAUGUCUGAACGUGUCAGAUAUCAAUAGAGCUUUGGCCUUGCUCGAACACGCCACAGAGGAUAAAACCAUGUCAUUAUAUGCUGAUGCACUAUCUCGAUGCAUCAAAGAGGGAUGGGCAACAGAGGCCGAGAAAAUUUUUGAACGUGCAGAUAAGCGGGGUGUGUUGUUUUCAAAAAAACUCUUGGGUCAAUAUACUGCCUUAUUUUCCAGGUUAAGGCGACCCGCCGACGCAUUACGAGUAUACAAUAUCGCCAAGUCUCAAGGCGUUUAUGGAGAAUUUAAGCCUUACGUGUUCAACGCCUUAGCCAAGUGCUUGGUAAGAGACCGGUUGACAGUAGACGCGCGUCAAGUACUAGCAGACAUGGAAGCGAUAGGCCUUGAGCCAUCUCUCACUACUUUUCAUAUAUAUUUUAUGAUAGCCACAGAAGAGCUAAAUGUCGAGGAAUGUAGAAAUACUUUAAAAAGACUGUAUGCCGCUAAUUUACAACCAAACCAUUUGACACUAAGACAUCUUCUUAAUUACUGGGUCCAGCAAGGAGACAAGGAGAAAAUCAAAGAGAUAUAUCGAUAUAUUUGCGAGCAUGGGCACGAGAUAGGUGUGGUUGAUUAUAAUAUCAGAAUGAAGUCGUUCUCCAUAGACGAUGUACAGACACUUUUCAAAGAGAUGCAGGAUGCGGGAAUACAACCAAGUGAUGUCACAUGUCGCACCUUAUUACAAAUGAGCCUAGAGGCAGGUUAUCUUAAAAGCGCAUGGCAAAUCUACGAAUUACUUUCUGAUGGUGGAAUGCAUUCCAGAACUCUUGCUAUAAUGACAUCACACAUGAUUAAUACAAAAGGAAUUAGGGAAGCUUGCAACUUUUUCUUCGAUCAAUGUAAAAAAUAUAACACUACUCCAACUAUAUCCGAGUUUAAUAUGUUAUUAGAUGGCGCAUAUAAAGCGAAAAACGCUAAUCUCAUGAGAAAAGUGUAUAAAAAAAUGACUAAUUACGGACUACGAUUGCAAAAUCCAUCCUUGUUCGCUGGUCUAAUUUAUCUGAAAGCCAUUAAUGGCCACUUUAGUGAAGCAAAGAAAUUCCUUAGAGAGAUGCAAAAGAGAGAAAUGAAAGAAUUAGUAAAGGGGUACACUGCUUUGAUUGGUGGAUAUGUUGUUCAGAGAGAUUACAAGAAAGCCGAGUGGCUGUUUCGAUCAAUGCAAGUAGAGUCUGGAAUCAAGCCUGAUGUGGGAGCUUAUGCGUGGAUGAUUGGUAUGCACAUGAGGCAGAAAAGGCCCGAGAAAGCUCUUGAACAUUACCGUGCGAUGCUAAAAGAUGGAUACACGGUAGAUGACUUGGAGCCAUUUAAGAAACGCGUAUAUUUUGACAGGCUAAAGUUACUUGUGGAGGAUAAUGACUUGACCAAGUACGGAAAUUUAGAAAAUAAUUGA